CCCCCCCCCCCGGCUCCUGGGUCACUUUAACCGAGUGGGUUAGCCGAAUUCAUGCGUUCCAAACUUCCAUCCAGUACGUGCUUGCUCCGGAGUUUUAGGGGGAAAAAUGAUCCUUGGAUUCUUUUUUUUUCACUUCUCUGUCAUGGGAUGGAGAUGGGGAGAUGAAUUCGGAAUUGGCAAGGCAAGGAGCGAACAAGCAAACAAAGGAACCAAAGAUGGCACAAAAAUAGCUUGGCGGGGCGGGCAGCGCACUAAUUAAACUAGUCCACUCGCCAGAUUCUCCCUCAUCAUCGGCACCCGAGCUGCGGCACCACCAGCACAGCUAGAGAGAGGGGGGGGCGCGGAGAGGAUAUCAUGGCACAGCAGCAGUAGCAGCAGCAGGGGGAAAAGGCCCAAACACACACACACACAAGAGAGAGAGAGAAGGGUGGGAAAGCUUGGAAGAAGAGAGAUCCACCUCGAAGUAACCCCUCCUCGCUUGCUUGCUUCUGCUGGAGACCUGGAGUGGAGUCGGGUCGUCUACUGGUGGUGCUGCCGCCGCCGCCCCGGCGAGUGAGUCGAGCGAGCUGCAAGAAUUGCUCUGCUCCGGCGCCGAGGUGAGGGGAGCAGGGGAGGAGCCGCGGCCAUGAGGGAGGAGGAGGAGCCCAGCUGGUUCGCGCGCUGCGAGGAGCAGCUGCCGCGGCCGGACGAGCUGAUGCCGCUCUCGCAGACGCUCAUCACGCCCGAUCUCGCCGUCGCCUUCGACAUCCAGGCGCACAGCGGCGGCGGCGGGACGGGGGGUGGCGCGGGGGGAGGCGGGGCCGGCGGCGCGGGCGGCCCGGACAUGAACGGCGGCGGAGGCGGCGCGUCGUCGGCCGCGGGCUCCAGCGGCGGUGGCGGGGGCGGCGCCAGCGACGAGCCGGCCCGGACGCUCAAGCGCCCGCGCCUCGUGUGGACGCCGCAGCUGCACAAGCGCUUCGUCGACGCCGUCGCGCACCUCGGCAUCAAGAACGCCGUGCCCAAGACCAUAAUGCAGCUCAUGAGCGUCGACGGCCUCACGCGCGAGAACGUCGCCUCCCACCUCCAGAAGUACCGCCUCUACCUUAAGCGCAUGCAGGGGCUCGGCGGGGGCGGCGGCGGGGGCGGGGGCGCGGGCGGCAGCCACUCCUCCGGCUCCGGCACCGACGCCGCCACCGAGCACCUCUUCGCCACGGGGCCCGUCCCCUUCCUCCCGCCCGGCCACCGCGCGCCCGCCGCCGCCGCCGACCCGUACCCGCCCUUCGCGCCCAUGGGCGCCGCGCACCACCACCACCACCACCACGCGCCGCAGAUCGGCCACUUCCACCACCCCGCCGCCCGGCCGCUCGGCCACUACGGCCCCACGGGCGCCGGCUUCGACCACGGCUUCCUCAGCCGCGCGGUCGGCGCCGGCGCGCCGCCCGUCGGCCCGCCCGGGAUGCACCACCACCGCAUGAUGGCGCCCGCCUCCUUCGCCGACGACAUGGACCUCGGAUCCCGAGGCGGCCCCGGCACCGGCGGCCGCCGCGAGCUGACGCUGUUCCCGACGUCCGGGGACCACUGAGGCCGCCGGGGUCCGACGGCGACGGGCAUCGGGCAGCGGGCGGCCGCCUCCGCCCUCGGGUACAUAAAAUUCGUUCGCUUUCCUGCUCCCCCUCUGCUGCGCAACCGCCGCUGCUUCCCACAGAUCGGCAUAGAAAUCGAGCAAGGCUCAAACCACAUCUCAUAAUUGAGUCCUAGAAUUCUUGGGAAAUAGCAAUCCAUCCACCCAUCCAUGAUCCAUGUGUUCUUCCUCCCUGUAGCAUCUCCCCCACCCCCACCGCCAUUGUUGCUGUUGAUGUUCGUGUAUUGCUGCUAUUUGCCUAUUUGUCAUGUUCUCCCCCCUUCCAUUGUUCUUGUUGCUGAUGACAUAAAGUUAUCCUUAGAGAUGAUAUUCAGGUACAACAAAAUUGUGUCCGCCUACAAUCUAGAAUUUUUCUUGCCUUCGCCAUCGAAGAACAGCUCAAUCCUCGCGAUUGCGCCGAGGAUCCGGGGUCGAACUGCUCUGUUCUUCAAUUGAUGCAACAACCAUUGCUUCAGAGCAUGAUGCAACCAUUCUGCAUCACUACGAAGAGUUCCAUAUGGAUACAGGCAGGCAGGGUUGAAUAAGCAAUCCCAAGGAGGCACACCCUGAAGAUCAAUAAGCUUGAGGAUUGGAUAGGGGUAUGAUAAAAUUCGAUCUUGUUGUGGGAGUCAAAUCGUCUGCGAGGGCCGCCAAACAGAGAGAUUCAGAGCACAAUAAUCUGCUGCUCUGCCAGUUUUCUUCCUUGCGCCUCCUCUGACGGAGACAAGAGUAUAGUAUGAUAUGUGUAGCAUGGGUUGCGAUAGUGUUGUCACAUUCUCUGCUUUCCGUGUCCCGAGAACAUUGGAGCCGCUCAAAUUGGAGUUUGUUGUUGUUGUUGUAGCAAAUUGUAGCGACCAGUCAGUCAUCUGUAUAUCUGCGCAGCUUAAAGCUAAGAGCUUCUUUGCAGCCCUGAGAAAAAAAAAAGAGAGACCACCUUGAUGAA
This is a messenger RNA of Panicum virgatum (switchgrass), 2543 nucleotides long. RefSeq names its product transcription factor MYBC1-like. Gene Ontology annotation, cellular component: nucleus. The transcript has a single exon. Lineage: Eukaryota; Viridiplantae; Streptophyta; Magnoliopsida; Poales; Poaceae. Gene Ontology annotation, molecular function: DNA binding; DNA-binding transcription factor activity. Bases 626 to 1561 code for a protein of 311 amino acids. Gene Ontology annotation, biological process: regulation of DNA-templated transcription. The record is from RefSeq and is a predicted model, not a curated record.